Molecule: messenger RNA, 1451 nt
Organism: Acanthoscelides obtectus
Lineage: Eukaryota; Metazoa; Arthropoda; Insecta; Coleoptera; Chrysomelidae
Source: the annotation of a GenBank genome assembly
GGCUUAAUUACGAUCCCUUCUUCCAGAUCACGCUACCACACAUGGCUCUAAGAAGUAUCCUCCAAGAGACUCACAAUAGAGUACUACUUCUAGUGUUAGGGCUCGUAGUGUACUAAUAAUUUGUGAUGGUGAUGAUGAACAUGAUUCAUGAGCUUGUAUAAUCGCAGCUUGAAUUUGUACACAAAAUUCACAAGCUUUUAAUCUAGCAAAUAUUGUUUUGCUUAAAAAGAUACAGCCCAUGCUUUGACAUUCGUGAAACGUUCGCAAGAUAAAGUUAUCUGCAAAUUUUGUACUUGAUAUCAUGGACCUAUAAGCGUGAAGAUGAUCCAACCAGCGUUCUUCUAAUUAGAAUUUUUGAGAUUUCUCCAGAAGUGUCCAAGAUAUUAGGCCUACAAUGCAGUAUUCUCAAAAAAAAAUGUUUUCUUACCUCACAAUUCUAGCAGUUUUGAUAAUAUUAUUGCAAUCCGUCCACGUGGAUACUGUCUUAAACGAUACUGCCGAAAGUUCUAACAAUCCGUUUUUGUCAGAUCACUGUUUUGAUUACCUGAUAUUGUUGAUUGACAACACAGGUGACAUUCACUUGUACAAAUUUUGUCAAACAUAUAUAGACUGCUGUACUGUGAGCGCGUUAUCCAAAAAUAGAGGCUGUCGUGUUCAAACGCGAGUCACUCAGUCGCAAGGUGUACCUAGUGGUCGUUGCCAUGAGCUUUGUGAAGGGCAUUUUUGGGGGAGACAGCAGGGAAGAACCCGAAGAAGAAGAGGAAGCUAGUGGAGAAGAUACCUCCACAUCUUCGGACACUGGGUUUUUUGGAAGCCCUGUGAGUAGCGACAGCUUGGAUUUGGUGGAGAAGCUUGAAGAGGUGCCACAGAUGCAGCUGCAAGAUGCUGAUUGUUCCACUAUAUCCAACUUCUUUGGUUAUUGGUAUCCAUGAAAAACUGGGAUCAAAGAGAAGAGGUCUUAAUGUGAAACACUAAUAUAGCUGUAUAAUGGGAAAGUGAAGGAUAAUUUAGAUUCGUAUUUAAGAAUUUACUGUUUGAAUGAUAAAAUAUACCGACUAUUUUUGGGGCGGUGACUAUUGAACAAUCAUAAUAAGCCAAUGCCUGACUCUGUAACCAUGACCAAAUGCAUACAACGUUGUUUUAUGCUUUGCAAAAUUAAAUACAAAUACAUUUCUCUCAUUUCUAUCGGUCUGCAGGUGUGUCUGUCGGUGUGCUUGUCGGUCUGUGUGUCUGCCCGCUAAACCUUGGCCCAUCUAUAACGUGGAAAGUAGUGUUCAGAAAACAUCGCCACGUAUCUAUCUAUACGUAUCUUCAAAAGUUACGUUAUGUCGAUAUUUUCUGACAUUGUAUUGGUUUUUUGUGAUAUUAUGUGGAUUUUUCUACAAGAUGUUAACUAAGCACUAGCUGAUGGCCACGUUGUGAACUCGUUUUGUAGUUGUACGUGUUGCUAA